AUGAAAAAAAGACAUCAACCAACAAAAUUUGACUGCUGUGCUGAAGGCCACUCUGGGAGGUCUGAAGAAGCUCGACUGCUUCCUGGAUGCAGUGGAGAAACUGGCGGUCAUCUUGCUUCAUGUGUUCAUGGAGGAGAACCAGGUGCUACAUCUGUGACAGCUGGAGUUUUUCUAGGUCUGAUAAUAGGUAGGACAGCACUGGGAUUAACCAGCGGACUCAACAGUGCUGUUACCACCGCCACAGAGCUUGUGGUAAACCAUAAACAUCAAAAGGAAGCUGGUGAAGUCUUCCAGAGCUUCAUGGAGGAUGUGCAGAGUCUCCAGGAUUGUCUGGAGGAGGUGUCUGCUCAACCAGCUGCUAACAUUCCAUUGAAUGUACAAUAUCUCAAGGUACUCAGUUUGUUGAGUAAACCUGUGUCAGUUAGACGCAGUAUUGGCUCACUUGUUACAGAUGUCUCAGCUUUACAGGCAUUGAGAAGUGACGAGCAGGCUCUGAGGGCUGGCUUAGUGGUGGUGCAGGAAGGACAAGCAUUACGUAAUGUGCCCAGGGUGGCUUCAGAUCUCCCAGAUAUUGGACAGGCAACUGUCAAAGGGCCUCUUGCCCUCUCCAAGUCAGCCAGGGCUGGUCUCAUUGGGCUCAAUGCUCUCUUCCUCGGCAUGGAUAUUGUCUUCAUCUGUAAAGACAGUAUCAGUCUGGCCAAAGGCAGCAAGACUGAAAUCUCGCAGUUAAUCAGAGCCAGAGCUGCUCGUUGGAGCUCAGAGUUGGACUCAUGGCAGAAGAUUCAUGACUCACUGAGCAAAGGUCUGCAGACAUCAGAGAAAAACAAAGGUAUCCUGGAGACGCCAUAUUAUCCAGAGAGGGAGGUGAAGACAGAAAGAAAAACAGAAACUCCAUCUGAUGAAGUGGAUGUAAAGCCAAAAAUGAAAGAGAAAAAAUAG
Molecule: messenger RNA, 939 nt
Organism: Epinephelus lanceolatus (giant grouper)
Lineage: Eukaryota; Metazoa; Chordata; Actinopteri; Perciformes; Serranidae
Source: RefSeq, a predicted model, not a curated record